Molecule: messenger RNA, 1807 nt
Organism: Daucus carota subsp. sativus
Lineage: Eukaryota; Viridiplantae; Streptophyta; Magnoliopsida; Apiales; Apiaceae
Product: F-box/LRR-repeat protein At4g14103-like
Exons: 3
Coding region: 289-1686 (465 amino acids)
Molecular function (GO): protein binding
Source: RefSeq, a predicted model, not a curated record
UCUCCCCUCUCUCUCUCCAACCCCUAUGCCUCUCUCUUACUCUCUCUCUCUAGAAAAUGGGGAUUUUGGAGCCAUUCCGAGCAUAAGAUAUUCGUGAAGGUUCUGCUCAUUAGAGAUAGAGUUUGAAUUCGUUAGUAUUGAUUUUUUCGGUGUUUCAUCGCUGUACAAUCUAUUGGAGUAAGCCGAAACGUUUCUCGCACAUCGAAUUUGGUAACUAAUCUCUCUUCCUUCCCAUAAGCUUUUAAUCUCUAAUUAUCAGCUUCCAGUGUAAUUCAUUGGUAUCAUAUCAUGAAUUCGACUUCAAAAAAAUUAGCGAAUAUUUGUGAGGUAGAUAGAAUCAGUGAUUUACCUGACUCACUACUCAUCGCUAUACUUGCAUUGCUUCCAAUUAAACCUGCCGUGCGCACUUGUAUCUUGUCCAAAAGAUGGAGACCUCUCUGCGAGUCACUCCCGAAUCUUGAUUUUACUGAUGGUAGGAAUCCAGGCAUACAUUUCAUCGACUUUGUUGAUAAAUUUUUGAUGCGUAGGCCGAAUAAUUUGAAAAUUGCCAAAUUCUUGUUAGAGUGUUAUCGUGGAGAUUACUACCGGGACCGUGUUAAUGAGUGGAUUAUGAAUGCGCUUGGACGUGAUUUGAAAGAGAUGCACUUAUUUUUUGGUUCCCAGACUUGUAUGAAUUGGUCCAAGAUAUAUUUUGACAUGUGUACUAGUGUUGAAGUUCUUCUACUCAGUGGGAAAAUAUCAGUUGAGAUUCGGGAGAAUGUUACGCUUUCAAGGCUUCGGGUGCUUGGCUUCGACCAUGUUACAAUUUCGAGCUAUGAGUCAAUUGGGAAGCUUUUGUUAAACUGUCCCGUGCUUGAAGAUUUGAUAAUUGUCGACUGUGAAUGGCUUACGGGCAACUCUUUAAGUAUUUGUGGACCUGUAUUGAAGAGGUUGUCAUGUUGUCUUAUUUCAUAUGAUGAAGUGCUUCGGACUUUGAUUGAUACACCGAGAUUAGAGAAUCUCAAAAUUGGUUGUUACACAGGCGGUGAUAAUGAUAUUUUGUUCAAGUUGAACUUGCCAUUCCUCAAGAUAGCUGAAAUCGACAUCUGGGAUGAGAUGGGAAAAGGAGUUGAUUGCGUGUUUGGGCUGCUUAAACAGAUUAAUCAUGUCAAAAUUUUGACUUUGCCAGAUAGCACUGUGGAGAUCCUCAGCCUAGCAUAUGAUGAUAAUGGUCAUUAUGAGUUUCCUCCAUUUCAUAACUUGACUGAGCUGGUAAUUAAUGUUAAUGAGUGUUUUCAUGAAACUUUACUGGAUGACUUCCUUCAAAACUCACCGAACCUUGAAAGUCUUAAAUUUCCGCAGGGUCUUGUUUCUAGUUGUUUUCAUGAAUCUUUUCGCAGCUCAUGGGGUUGGUCACAAUCACGUGUUCCAAAAUGCUUAUCCACACAUCUUAAAACAGUAUAUAUUAGAACAUUCCAUGGAAUAUAUGAUGAAUUGGCAUUUGUUAAAUGCCUGCUGGCUUAUGGGAGUGCUUUGCGAUAUGUAGCAAUUGAAAUUUCAAAUUUGUCAAUAGAUGCAGAGGCCUGGCAAGAACUGUUAAACUUACAGAGCGAAUUAACAACUUGCAAGCUUAAGAUUAUAGAUAAAAAUGAGACAUGCUCUUUAUUAUUAGUUUAUCACAAAGUCUAUGAGGUAAACUUUCUGUAAUAAGCUCUGUUUUUCUAUUAGUUUUUGCUACAAUGUUUUUUCUACCAGCAUUGUUAUUUUAGCCUUUCAUGUGGCAUGAAUAUUAACAAGAUGCAUUGUUUAAGAAUGAUAGUUUAUUGAU